Messenger RNA from Umbelopsis ramanniana AG, 1088 nucleotides. RefSeq lists its product as uncharacterized. The transcript is spliced from 7 exons. Gene Ontology annotation, biological process: vesicle-mediated transport; vesicle fusion; intracellular protein transport. Gene Ontology annotation, cellular component: SNARE complex; endomembrane system; membrane. NCBI's taxonomy places the organism in Eukaryota, Fungi, Mucoromycota, Umbelopsidomycetes, Umbelopsidales, Umbelopsidaceae. Gene Ontology annotation, molecular function: SNAP receptor activity; SNARE binding. Bases 98 to 1027 code for a protein of 309 amino acids. The record is from RefSeq and is a predicted model, not a curated record.
GGUUUUCCUAUGCACGUGAUCGUCGUGGCCAAGGCUUUCUGGCGGCAAACUAAACGUCGAGAGCAGCUGAAGGUCAUACUGGGUACACACUUUCUGAAUGGCUACAAGGAGCCGUACUUUACUUUUCCUUCAGUAUCGCAAUACGAUAGCGCGAUCAUCGCAUCGUGGAGGCCCAAUAACCUCGUCAUACCAAGCAGAUGCAGAAACUGAAGGCUUAAUCGACAGCUCCGACACCGUCAUUGAGAUGUCAACCCUUCCUCCCAAAUGGGUUGAUAUCGUGGAUGAGGUUGAAGAGGAUGUAAAAGACAUCAAGGAGAAAAUCAAUAGACUUGACGGAAUGCACAGAAAGCAUUUACUUCCUGGAUUUGAUGAUCGAUCGUCGGAUAAAGCUGCAAUAGAGGAAUUAACGGAGGGUAUUACUAUGCAAUUUCAUUCAGCAAAGAACAAGAUAAAGAAGAUUGGUACAGAAGGAAAGCGAGGCACGUCACAGCAUGAACAACAAAUGAGCAUUAAUAUCCAGACCAGCUUGGCAAGUAAAGUUCAAGAGAUCUCUUCCUCCUUCCGCAAAAAACAGUCUGCAUAUCUACAAAAAAUGCAGGGGCAAGAGAGCCGAAAGACCGAUAUUUUGGGACUGGAGAGCAGUUUAAGCACAGAAGCAGCAGAUUUACUGCUGACGGAGGACACAAAUAUGGGAUUCACCGAGUCGCAACUGGCAAUGAUGGAGUCCAAUGAAGCUGUCAUAGACCAACGUGAACGCGAAAUUAAUCAAAUUGCGAAGUCCAUUUAUCAGCUGGCCGAUAUCUUUCGUGAUUUACAAACACUGGUCAUUGACCAAGGUACCAUGUUGGAUCGUAUAGACUACAAUAUCGAGCAAACAAACGUACAAGUGCAACAUGCGGUUGUGGAGUUGGAUCAGGGAGCCAAAUAUCAAAAGAAGACAAGGAAUCGAAAGUUGAUCUUGUUGUUAAUACUAGUCAUUAUGCUCCUCAUUGUCAUAUUAAUAUUUAAACCAAAGCGCUCUAGAUAACCAUGUAUCAUAUUGCAUUGUGAAAAUCAUAAAAUACCCAGACUUUUUUCAGACCACUUGA